AUGCCAACAUUUGAUGAUAUUUUGGAGCAGGUUGGUGAAUUUAACAGGUUCCAAAAGCAAACCUUUUUCGUCCUGUGUUUGCUUUCUGCUACCUUCACUCCCAUUUACGUGGGUGUCGUCUUCUUCGGGUUCACCCCCGAGCACCGCUGCUUCAGCCCCGGCGUGGCGGAGCUGAGCCGGCGCUGCGGCUGGAGCCUGGCGGAGCAGCUGAACCACACCGUGCCCGAGUGGGGCGGCCACGGGGCCACUUUCGGCAGCCGCUGCAGGAGGUACGACGUGGACUGGAACGUGACGGGCCUCAGCUGCACCGACCCCCUGGGCAGCCUCGCGGGCAACCGGAGCUCCGUCCCCCUCAGCCCCUGCCGGGACGGGUGGCUCUACGACUACCCAGGGACCUCGCUUGUCACCGAGUUUAACCUGGUGUGCGAGGACUCCUGGAAGUUAGACCUCUUUCAGUCGUCUGUGAACGCUGGGUUUUUUAUUGGCUCCGUAAACAUUGGCUACAUAGCAGACAGGUUUGGCCGUAAAUUUUGCCUCUUAACUUCAAUUCUUGCAAACGUGGUCUGUGGCAUCCUCCUGGUCUUUGUGCCCUCCUACCUGUGGAUAGUGAUUUUCCGCUUCUUGCAAGGGCUGGUCAGCAAGGGCUGCUGGACUGCGGGCUACAUCCUAGUGACCGAAGUUGUCGGGCCGCAGUACAGGAGGACGGUGGGGAUUCUCUAUCAGACGGCCUUCUCUGUUGGGCUCCUGGUGUUUGAUGCCAUUGCUUAUGCGAUCCCUCACUGGCGGUGGCUGCAGCUCACGGUCACCCUGCCCAGCUGCUUCUUCCUGCUCUUCCACUGGUUCCUCCCGGAGUCUCCCAGGUGGCUGAUAUCUCAAGGAAAAAAUGACGAAGCUAAGAAAAUUGUCAGCAAUAUAGCUAAAAAAAAUCGGAAAAAGAUGCCUUCCUAUUUUGAGGAUAUUAAAUUUGAAGAUGAUGAUGAGGGCGGAAAGCACAGUCCUUCGCUAAUUGACCUUGUCAGGACACCACAGAUGAGAAAAAACACAUUCAUUUUAAUGUACAACUGGUUCACAAGCUCCGUCCUCUACCAGGGGCUCAUCAUGCACAUGGGACUAGCUGGUGGGAACAUCUACCUGGAUUUCCUCUAUUCUGCUCUCGUUGAGUUCCCAGCUGCCUUCAUCAUCAUCGUCACCAUUGACCGUGUUGGGCGGCGUUACCCCUGGGCUGCAGCAAACGUGGUGGCUGGGGCUGCCUGCCUUGUCACAGCACUGAUCCCAGCAGACAUACAUUGGCUAAAAUUGAUUGCUGCUUGCCUUGGGAGAAUGGGAAUCACAAUGGCUUUUGAAAUGGUUUGCUUUGUAAACACUGAACUAUAUCCAACAUACAUCAGGAAUCUUGGGGUGAUGGUCUGCUCUGCCUUGUGCGAUGUUGGUGGAAUCGUCGUCCCAUUUAUUGUCUACAGACUGGUGGAAAUCUGGCACGAGCUGCCUCUGGUGGUCUUCACUGUUGUUGGUUUAAUUGCGGGUGGAUUGGUGUUGCUUCUGCCUGAAACUAAAGGAAGAGUUUUGCCUGAGACCGUUGAAGAUGUUGAAAAUUUUCACAGGCAAAGUGCUCCAAAGGACAAAAAGAUCUAUCUCCACGUCCAGACAUCAGAAGUAGCACGUGACUGAAGAUGGUGCAACCUUCUGGGCAGUCUGCUUUAGGGCACUGGCAUGGAAAAGCAAAUUGGAAUGAAUACCCUUUUGUCUUGCCUCCUUUCCUUUUCUUCAUAGAAUCACAGAACAACACAGGCUGUGUUCUCGAAGUGAUCUUGAAAGAUCAUCGGGUCCCACCUUUCAUGACAGAAGGGAGCCUAGAUGAGAUUAUCUAGCACCCUGUUCAAGAGCAGCUUGAAAGCCUCCAGUGCUGGGGUAGCUCACUCAUCCCUCCUCUUUUUUUGGACUGUCUAUCCUUUGCUUACAUUGUUUUCUGAUCAGGUUGUCCCUAAGACUGCAUAACUGCUUUACUCUCUGUAUGCUACACUACUAAUGUUUUAGGGCUGGAAAAUGUUCACACAAGAUGUGUGGACUUAAACAUGGGAGCAGAUCUUAAUUUGAGGAUGGAGGGUUCCUAAAAGAUCUUUGUAAGUCCCCCAUGAAAUCUGACUUUGUUUUGCCUUAUACAGGGACAGCAUAAGAGGUGAUGGUAACAUAACUCUGUCGUGGAACUGAGGUGACUACAAAUCUCACUUAAUCUUGUUACAACAAGCAACAACUUUGCACAGACCUUUUUUGUUAUCCCAUAUGUGUUAUGGUGUUCAUGCACACCCACAUGACUGUACAGCUGCCCUGACUGGGGAUUUUAAUGGCUAUCCCCAAGCUUACAAGGAUGGGCAUGGGCAUGAAGAGGGUGCAUGGAAGAAAGGCUAUUGCCCUUGUGAAGAAGUAGGAGUCUUUUCUCAUCACUCAGUGUAGCCACUACGUUUUCUUGUCUUGUUAAUAUCUCCAUAGGCUCUAUACUUUUUGGUAUGAUUCUGUUUUCUUAAAUCUUCAUGUCAUUAUAAAUGUGUGCACGCAGACAUGUGGAACUUUAUUAAUAAUAUUCUGUUGAGUCCAGCUGGGGGUGUGGGGUGGGGAACAAUACAGCUGUCAGGGAGACCAGGGCCUGACAGUGUCUUGCUCCACCUAAUUUAUUAGGGUUGGCCUGUGCCAGCACAGAGCUGUAUCUCUGUUUGGAGUGAGUGGGGCUCAGGCCUAGGGCAGGGCUUCUGAGCUGGGAUUUGGCCAGUGAUCCUGUGCCACGGGGAGCAUUAGGGGCAAAGUUAGAUCUGCUAGGGCCUGUCCAGCAUCUCUCACGAUUUGCAGUUGCCCCAGAAUUGGGGUCUGCCUGUUUCUGUGCCUCCUGUUCCUCUCUGCUGUCAGUGGCAGUAGGGCAGUAGUGUAUCCCCUGCCCAUCUUUCCUGUUCAUGUUCUGCCUUUUCUUUUCCAUACCACUGAGCAACCCUAACAGUCUUGUGGUUGCAGAGGAGAAGGGGCAUGAAGUACUGUGGCUCCCCUUUGCUGUUCGUCUUGCUGGUCCCUAGCACUGUUGGGAAAAACUGGAGGCCAGUGAGGAUGUUGCACGUGUUGCACAAGAUAUUUCUGUCACUUCAUGAUCAGGGAGAGGGGAGAGGGCCCCCAGCUGAGCAAAGUGUUCCUGGGCUCCCACAGGCAGUGUGCAGUUGCCCUGGGAUUGCUUCCCGGCCCAAGCAGCAGUUAAUGUUCAGCCUUGCUGUGAGGCCUCGAAGGCAGGGCAGCAUGUUGCCCAGCUAAGCAGGGCCCCCAGAUGACUUUAGCCUGAGCUGUUGCAAAACUAAUGUUUGCUUUGGGAUCAGUGAGGAACAAUCUGGUCCUGAGACUGGCAAGAGGGCCCGUGGGGAUGCAAUUGUGUGUGUCCCGUGGAGCUGCUCCCCUGCUGUCAUUUUGUGAUGACUUAGCUCUUUGCUGGAAGAAAGCUGGCAGAACAUCUGUUUUUAUUAUUGUACGUCACUUUGAAACCCGAUGAAAACUUCGUGCAGAAAGAAAAAGGGGGGUCGGGCGGAAUGAGGGGGGUAGGGGAGGAAGAGUCAAGAAGUCAAGUAAAACAAAUACUGGGAUGAAUAAAUGGAGACUUCCACAAGCUGAGUCUCAAAACCCUGACAUAUCGCAGAGGUGUGUGUCUCCAUAAGCACUGCCCUGCUGCAGCAGGAGCUGCGGAGGUGGCAGGUGCUGCCACGCCUUCGCUUCUGUAGCCACCUGCGAGUUAUAAUGGCACUUUGCUCUUGGUGGCAUCAUUGAUAAAGCAGUGUUGUGCCAGCUCCUGUUCCCCGUAGCAGCAGCUGGGCCCAGCUCUGUGCCACGGCUGUACCUGGAGCCCAGGAACCACUGAAACACUGCAGCGCAAGGAGACUGUGCCUGGGAAGAACAUAAUGUCUCCAUUUUCAGGCUACUUGUGAGCCUACAGUAGCCGAGUUUUGGAAAGAAUUGCUGUUUAAUUCAUAACUGUUGGAUAAAAAGUUUCUGGUAUUCUCCCUGGCAUUGUCUGAGAGACAGCGUGACUGCGGAUGUGGUCUAGGGCAGCAGUCCCUAAGUACUCCUCUUGUCCUCUGCUGUUGCUUUCAGCACCAGCAUCCAAACAUCCCAGUGCUGGCAUAGCUGCAAUUUGGAGACUUCACUGCUAAUUUUAUCCUUUUGAACAUCGCCACAGCCUGUCAGAGACUCAUCAAGGGUUAUUGUCUGGAAGCUAUGAUCUUAAUGUGGUUGUUUUGUCAAGGUGGUCUUGUGUGCAUCCCGUGAUUUUCUGCCAAUUCAUGGGUCACUGAAAAGCUUAUGUCAUUUCCAGCUCCUGUUAUAGUGUGAUCAAAGCUGUAAGUGUGCUAGAUUGUGCUUGAGCUUGCUCCAGUCCAAUCCCUACUGUAUACACUUGUCACAUUUCAUUCAGUGUAUUAGUAAAAAAAAAAA
Messenger RNA from Cygnus olor (mute swan), 4455 nucleotides. Its product is annotated as solute carrier family 22 member 2-like. The record is from RefSeq and is a predicted model, not a curated record. Gene Ontology annotation, cellular component: membrane. Bases 1 to 1668 code for a protein of 555 amino acids. The transcript is spliced from 11 exons. Gene Ontology annotation, biological process: transmembrane transport. NCBI's taxonomy places the organism in Eukaryota, Metazoa, Chordata, Aves, Anseriformes, Anatidae.